Aspergillus welwitschiae is the source of this 1058-nucleotide messenger RNA. RefSeq names its product glutathione S-transferase. The coding region runs from base 162 to 953 and encodes 263 amino acids. The record is from RefSeq and is a predicted model, not a curated record. Lineage: Eukaryota; Fungi; Ascomycota; Eurotiomycetes; Eurotiales; Aspergillaceae. The transcript has 3 exons.
GCAUGAUAGUCUAAUUAGUUUGUGAUGAGAACCUAAUCACAUUCAGUCUAAUCUAGACCCUACCACCUAGGCUAUUUACAUAUAAGAUAACAUACACAUCUUCGUCUUCCUAUUCAUUACACCACCACACCACCUAUCGAACACUUCUCCAAGCACCCAAUAUGACCGACCCCAACAAAGGCACCAAAAUCACCCUCUACUGGCUCUCCCAAUCCCGCUCCCACCGCAUCCUCUGGCUCCUCGAAGCCCUGCACCUAAACUACGAGCUAAAGAUCUACCACCGCGGACCCGACAAGCUCGCGCCCCCGGAACUGAAAGAGAUCCAUCCGUUAGGAAAGUCGCCUCUCCUGACUAUCCAGCCCGCGAAUGCCACUCCAGACCAGAAGCCCCUUGUGCUGGCUGAAUCGGGUAUUAUCAUCGAGUACCUGCUCGAUCACUUCGGCUCCAAUGCAGAGAAACCUCUCCUCCCGCCCCGGUGGAAAGAUACCCAAGAUGGUGUAGUUGGGGGAGAAACAGAGGAAUGGAUGCGCUAUCGGUACUUCAUGCACUAUGCUGAGGGCAGUCUCAUGCCGUUUUUGGUCAUGCAGUUGGUUAUGGAUACGGUGAAAAACCCCCCUGGAAUGCCUUUCUUCGUCAAGCCUCUUCCGCGUCUCGUCGCGGGCCAGGUCGAAAAGGCGUUCCUGGCGCGAAACAUCCAGUCGCACUUGGAAUUCCUGGAAGAUCAGCUGCGGAGUAGUCCUAAUGGGGGUGCCUAUCUCUGCGGGACGGAGUUGACGGCCGCGGACAUUAUGAUGAGUUUCCCGGUGAUUGCUAUGUCUGGGAGGUUGGAGGAGCAGUUGGAUAAGUUUCCGUUGCUGAAGGGGUAUGCGGAUAGAUUGGAGAAGGAGGAGGGAUAUAUUAGGGCUGUGAAGAAGGUGGAGGAGGUGGAUGGGAAGUUUGAGGCUUCUCUGUAAUUUCUCACCUUUUCUAUUUGUGUGAGUUUGAUGUGAUUGGGAUCGGGGGUAAUGUUAUAUAUGAUAAUGGUACUAGUGUAGUAACUAAUUAUGCAAUCUAUCUAU